GUAUUAAUUUGAGUCCGAAGCACUACACGGAAUGCGGAGUUUACUCAAGAGAGAGAAAGUGAUCAGUUUUAGGCCGGACGGGACUGAUUACAUCUGCAAAAAUGGUCGAGGCUUUCUGCGGAACAUGGAAACUGGUGGACAGUAAGAACUUUGAUGAAUACAUGGAGGCAAUAGGAAUUCCUUUUGCCACAAGACAAGUCGGCAAUGUUACCAAAACAACAGUAUUGAUCAGCGCGGAUGAGGAUAACGUGAUGGUGAGAACCCUGAGCACAUUUAGGAAUACCGAAUGUUUAGCGAAACUUGGAGAGGAGUUUGAUGAGACUACACCUGACGACCGACAAGUAAAGUCUGUCUUUACCAUUGAGGGAGACAAAUUUGUGCAUACACAGAAGUGGGAUGGGAAAGAGACCAAAAUUAUUAGAGAAAUCAAGGAUGGAAAGAUGGUGAUGACAUUAACCUUUGAGGGAAUCACAGCGGUCCGCACAUAUGAGAAGCUGGAAAGGAGGACAUCAUUUGUCUCAAUGUAAACCACCAGGAGCAGCUUUACAUUUUACUUAAACUGAAAAAAAUAAAAAAUAAAUUUUUUUCUUAUUUCAAA
This is a messenger RNA of Gambusia affinis (western mosquitofish), 598 nucleotides long. RefSeq names its product fatty acid-binding protein, brain-like. The record is from RefSeq and is a predicted model, not a curated record. Gene Ontology annotation, biological process: fatty acid transport. Gene Ontology annotation, molecular function: fatty acid binding. The transcript is spliced from 4 exons. Gene Ontology annotation, cellular component: cytosol; nucleus. Lineage: Eukaryota; Metazoa; Chordata; Actinopteri; Cyprinodontiformes; Poeciliidae. Bases 102 to 527 code for a protein of 141 amino acids.